This is a messenger RNA of Sitodiplosis mosellana (orange wheat blossom midge), 7564 nucleotides long. Its product is annotated as brefeldin A-inhibited guanine nucleotide-exchange protein 3. Gene Ontology annotation, biological process: regulation of ARF protein signal transduction. The transcript has 14 exons. NCBI's taxonomy places the organism in Eukaryota, Metazoa, Arthropoda, Insecta, Diptera, Cecidomyiidae. The record is from RefSeq and is a predicted model, not a curated record. The coding region runs from base 528 to 6482 and encodes 1984 amino acids. Gene Ontology annotation, molecular function: guanyl-nucleotide exchange factor activity.
GUUCCGAAUGUCAAUUUGCUCGUGCAGAGGAUGUGUGUGGUUGGUUUGAUGGAGGAAAAAUGUCGUCGUCGUCCACCAAAACAAUUCAGUUGAAUUACGCGAGCGAGAACUGCUGUUGCAUGUUACACAUACGCCUCAUAACUGGUAACAUAUUGUUAGAAUUUUGGAAGUGCGAAACCGAAGGAAGUAAAAAAAACGAAGCAUUUGCUCGGCAAAUUCGAUUUAAUGAUAAUAAAAUUGUGCAAAAUUGGCGGUAACAGCAACAGUGGCAUAGAGCACAGUGGUUAUUUGUGUACAAAACAUUGAAAAAGAACCUGAAUCAUAAAUGAGUCACUUCGUGAACGGUUGUUGUUACUCCGACCAGCGUAACGAUGGGAGUUGCCUGAAUAGAGACGGUUAAAUGCUACACACAAAAAUCGAUAAAAGUAAACACUUUGAAGUGUGUAACUGUAAAUAUAAAGUAGCCGAAAUAGCCGAAUAACAAUAAAAAUAACAGCAACAACGCGUCAAACCGAACCGAACCAACAAUGGAGGAUUUAUUAGCGCAAUUAGUCAAAGAAGCCACGGGACCAAAGUUAAUGAAUUUGAAAAAUGCGUCGCAAAAUGCUUACGAUAAGUUGCAACGGCAGCAUGGUACACAUCGAGACGCAUCGUAUGAACUCCGUACCGUAUGUUUGACAGCCAUACAAAUGGCUUUGGAAACUAAGCGGCCGAAAUUUAUCUCACUGGCUCUCAAUGGAAUGCACCGAGUCAUUAAAGACGAACGAUUUUCGGUUGGCAUCGAGCCAGAAGACGAUUCACUAUGGUUACCCGCACAACUACUGCGAACCACUUCAUCAGUACUGGUACAAGGAUCUUGGGCAACUGAAGAGACUCUUGUUAACAUUUUACGCUUAUUUCUGGCCAUGGCUUGUUCACCUUCGUGCACACUCAACGGUCGACUCUUAAUUGAAAUUCUUUCAAAAUGCGGUGAAUGCUGGGAAAGUGGUUCACGAGCCGUUCGUGCCGCAUCGCUUGCUGCAGCAAGUCAAUGCUUGCGAACGUUCUGUGCGUUUCUAAAAGAUGAAACGGAAGACGUUAUGAAAUCUGCACCAACUGGCUUAAUCACCGUUGCACAAGCAUCAGCUGUAUACAAUGAAGUUAUCCCGGUUAUGCAAUGGCUAUGUAGCCGACUCAUUGAGCCAAAAGUUGGAACGCCGAAGAAAAGUGAUUCAUGUGGAUCGUUGUAUUUAACCGAAUGUGUUCUCACGUUGACAACCGCACUGCCGAAAAAUGUGCAAACGAAUCCACAUUUUACGGCAUUUCUGUGGCAAAAAUUCUGCCCAACAUUGGCUGCAGCACUCGGUUCUCCCGGUCGCGUUAACUUGGAUAAGAAAUUCACGUACAAGGAUGCGCUACAUAUAAUAGAAAAUGAAACGCGUGGUUUCUUUACUGGGCCUGGAUUGGAUCCACCACAAGCCCGAUGCAUUUACUUGACAGCAAUUCAAUUACUUCGUAUUGCUGGUGCACAAAAUUCCCUUCGUCCAAUGCUUGAAGCUUUAUUUCAUCGUAUGCUGCUAUUACCAUUACCACAAAAUCGUUCCGACCCAUUGAAAUGCGUCAAAGAAAUAUUUCGAUCUCCCGCACGUUUGGUCGAUUUAUCAGUGAUUUUGUACAUGGACAAAAACCAUGGCCACAACUGUGGCGAUGACAUGGCUCUGUUUCGACUAAUCAUUGAUGCGAUGGAAGAAUGUGCAUUGUCAGCACAAGCGGGUAACUCAUGUGAAAAUGCACUUCAAGCAAGUGUCGAGUGCAUUGUUGCACUUUUAGAGAGUUUACAGACAUUAUGUUCGGGUAAUAUCGAUGAAAAUGCGAUGUGCGAUCAAACCGUUCAAAGCAUCAACAAUCGUUUCGGUUCAUUGAAAGAUGUCGACUACACGGGGCCACUCACGUAUCAGUAUAUGGCGAGGUUACCAGCACCAUAUCGAGAUGCAGUCGCGGAAUUGCGUGAGAAUGGCUUUGAAACAUCGUCUGGUUCCGAAAGUGAGCUAGAUGGCAAUGACGGUGAAAUCGCGUCCACUGGCUCUGGAGACACGGAAGGCCCCGAAGAAGAGCUACAUUCAUCUAGCGAUGAAAAUUCCUCAAGAAACGAAGGGAAUUGGCCGUAUUCGUAUCUUGAAGCACCACCUCCGAUGGGAUCAAACAGCGAAUUCGAUCGACAACACGCCAGGGAAUUUACCAAAUCGUUAGCAAAUAACUUAGUACCGCGUUUGCUGAAACUUCGAACAACGGUUGAAGUGGACGAGGCAAUUCAAGAUUUUGCCUCGAAUAUUUGCCAAGAAAACAGUUUGAAUUAUUCGGAUUUCGAUUACAAUCUGACCGCUAUAAAUGCAGAUGGCAUUUAUUUGGCGACAUACUCAGCAUUGCUGCUUAGUUUUCAAUUAAUGAAAGCGGGCCAUUAUGAGAAUGCAGAGGAAUUAGUGACAAUUCCACUGACUGAGCAGCAAUUUGUGGCAUCUGUACAAAAUACGGGUGUUUUAGUAUACUUAUCAACCGGUUGGUUAUGUGAAUUGUAUCAGUCGAUAAUUGCGUCGAAUCCAAUGGUGCUAUUGAAAAAAGAGGAAUGUUUCGAGAAUCGGUGCGCGUUAAUUGAAUUGUUACAAGACGCAGCUGGAAUUGGUCAAACGCAAAUGUUAUCCGAGUGGUUGCGUUUGCAUAAUGUUGGCAGUUUGCACAUCGAUUUAUCGGAUCCACGACGAGAUGCGGCGAAUAAAUUGGCACGAAGACUGUUGACUUGUUGCUGGGAAUCAAUGGUAACGGUGUUGAGUGCGGCUUUGGAUGAUUUAAAUACGUCAACCAAAAAUAGACUGGUAGUUAUGUCGCAAAAGACGUUAAAAUUUAAAAAGCCACAAAACAUUGGCGGCGAAGCGUUAUUUGCACUGUCCUUGGAAGGACUGCAUGCAGCCGCUACACUUAGCAACUCAUUAAAUUUGCAACAUUUGGCUGGUAAAAUCUUAUCUCUGCUCGCAACCAAUGUGUGUUCAACAUCUGGCCCACGGAUUACGGCAAGUCAAGCACUGUCAAUGGAUGUCGUUCUCACCGGUGGUUUGGAAUUGGGUUCGUACAGUGGUGAAUGUUGGAUGCCCGUCUUUUCGGUGUGUCGACACGUCACCCAAAUCGAACAUGAUCUAUUUAGCUUACAAAAUACUACACUGAGUCCGUCGAAAAGUAAUGGAAAAAUUGGUGACAAUACAGAAAAAUCGGUGAUAACACAGGCUGGCACCGGAAAUGAUAAACUUAAUCUAUCCUCAUGUCCAAUUGAUGACGAUGAAACGUGCGUUGACGUUUAUAGCUUUUUACAAACACCAUUACAAAGUCCAUCCACAAAUGUAGCAUCUAUUCUGAAGAAUCGUAAUAGUUCGAAUGAAACGUUGCUCAGUCAAGCCGACACAGCAAAAGUGCUUUGCACUCUAUCACAUCAAGCAGAAAAUCUCUUUGCUGACGCAGCGGAUCGUCUCUGUUUACCAGCUUUGCUACAGUUCACCAAGAGCUUGUGCCGGGCAUCACGUGAUCAGCUGUACCGCAGCAACGGUUCGAAAAAAGUGAAUCGCAUGUGGUGGCCGACACGUGCUUGGAAGCAAAAAAAUGAUUCAAUGCCAUUGGCAUUACUAUUGCACCGUGUCGGUGAUGUCACUUUGAGAGUAUUCCGUAGCUCACGACCUCUAUUGCAUAUUCUAAAGGUGUGGGCCAUUACCGGGCCACAUUUAAUGGAUGCCGCGUGUCACAAGGAUCGCUCAAUAUCGAAACGAGCUAUUGAAUAUAUUCAAGAUGUUAUUACAAGUCUUCUUGUCGAACAAACAGAACUACCUCAUUUCCAUUUUAAUGAGGCUCUUCUCAAACCAUUCGAGAAUCUAUUGAGCAUGGAAACUUGUGAUAUUGAUGUUCAAGAUCAGAUUGUGGCAUGUCUGUAUGAAAUAGUUGAAGCACACAGAACGGAGAUACGAAGUGGAUGGCGGCCGUUGUUUGGCACAUUGCGAAACGCACGCAAUCGUCCAUUGAACACAACUAAUAUUAUUGAUAUAUUUAGGGUAUUUUUGGAGAGUGACAAUACGCUUGUUUUUGCAAACGCUGGCUUAGACUGUAUCUUAUGUUUGCUAUCUUAUUUGGAUGCAACAUCAUCAAAUGGCAAUGGAUGUGCCAGUGAUUUCGACACAACAUUUCGUCCAAUCGAAUUUCUGCAUGAAAUUCUAAAAUUCUUGGAGCGUUGCGCUUCAAUUCUAUCGUUUAUGUACAAUAUGCCGAAAUGCCCAAACUUCCAUUCAACGCACAAAAUUAAGGGUAUCGCAUACACGCACACCAUCGAUGCAAACAUACCAAAUUCCAUGGAGAAUUUCACAUAUUUUGGCAACGAUUAUUUACAGUUCGGCAACGAACAGCACAUGAUCUCGUACCGGUCGCUGCACAUUGACAAGGAUUCAAUCACUAAAAUUGAUGAAUUGGAUAAAUCAUCCGGGGUGCUAAAAGUAUGGUUCUUACUAUUGGACGGUUUGACGAAUGCAUUGAUUGUGUGCUCGGUGCAACAUCAAUCGGCCAUUCUGCAAUGUAUCCUAAAGUUAUUUAAAAGUUUACAAAAAACGCCGGGCAUUGAAUUUGCAUUCUAUUGCAUCAAUCAUUUACUCAUACCCAUGAUACAGGAUUGGUUGCGCUAUGUCAAUAAAACAUGCAGCAGUUGGAAUAUGAUUGAGAAAAACUUUAAGCAUUGCUGUGGCAUGACAACCGAUCUGGUGGUGGAUUGUAUUGAACAACAGGCACAAGGUCAUUUCAGCCAAUUGGAGCGUAUCGAUAAGAGUCCGAUAAAAACAAAAGUCACGAGUAUUAAACGGUCGAAUGACAAUCUGAAAUAUCAUCAUCAUCAUCAUCAAAUGAGUUCAGAUGAUAUGAAUAAUAUUUACGGUGAACCGCAGAAUUCGAAAAUGUCGGCCGCUGCAACGUUGACGCUCAAACAAAUACUGCUCGUAUUGAUUGAGUGUUCGGCUCAAAGUCAGGAAUCGGUGGCACGUGUAGGGGUAUCAUGUUUGAAGCAUGUAAUUUUAUCAACUGGUCAUUUGUUCAACGAGACACAAUGGCUUAUCGCAUGCUCGGCCAUUCAUAGAGCAUGCACCGUCACCGUUGCACCAUUACGUCAGCUGUCGUUUGCAUUUCACGAGAAAUCGAACAGUUUCUAUGGGGAUUGUGCAACGGUGAAGGUGGCCGCACGACGUGACAGUACAAUCGAGGAAAUUAUGCGAAUCAAUGCACUGGCACAGAAUGUAUUUCUAAUGGACAAUCAACGUGAUCCACAGAAUAAAACCGCAUAUUCAAAUACCAUUGACGGUAAAAUACCGUCCGAUGAUCGUAGCUAUUCGUUUUUAUUGUAUCCAUUGACAACGAGUUUCGGUCAAAGUGUGGAGAAUUUUGUUAUUCGCAUUCCGUAUCGUAGUUUAGUCAUCGGGCUGUUAGCCAAUCAAAUGCUGUUGCCACUCGUCGCAAAACUUUUGCUUGGAAAUCUCAAAUGUGUGCCAUCCGAAGUGCAUUCGUGCAUUUUUGAAAAUAUCAGCACUAAUAAAUCCGGUACACAGUAUAACGUUGGUUUUCGUUCGCGCGAAAUUUUACUACGAUGCGUUAAGCAAUAUUUAACAAGUUCAUUGGAAUUUGAUUCACGUCCCGGUCUGAAAUUCCUCAUGCAAAAGGUUUCGAAUAUUGAUUUUGCUGCCAAUUUAUACAAGCAAAUGACGUCGUCAUGGAUGAUUUACUUUAUCUCAAUGGUGGAUUCAUAUUUGGUCGAUAUCACCGCAUACAAUCUCAGCGUUGAAGAUUUAAAUUAUAUUUUAAAAUCGUGUUCACGCGUUAACACAUCCACGGUGAAGAAGAAGGAGAAUUUUGUGCGUUAUUUAUUUUCAUUGCAAGACGCUUGGAAUUUGGUGUGUGAUAUCUAUUUGAAUAAUUCAAAUAUUCGAAAUGGUGAUGGUUCCAUAUGGCAGACGACGCAAAAAUCAAUCGAAUCACUGUCAAAUGAUGGUGGAUGUGGCGUUGGUGUGGGUGGUGAUGCCAAUGAAAAUUCAGCAGCUGAUGACAGCAUCAACAUGGAACGAAGCCCAAACGAUGCAAAUGGCGGCACCGAAGAAAAUGAUGAAUUCAAUACCAGUGAAACUGGUUCAACAUCACCGCUCAACCAAAGCAAUCACCGUAACAAUCCAUUCGAUGUGGUACGUUCACCCAGCAUCGAGCUAUCCGAAUCCAAUAAAUCCAUUGCACCUGAGAUCGAACAGCAGCGUGCAUCAAGCAUUUUGAAAGAUUUAAAUUUUAAGCGUGCCGUUUUAUCACAAUUGGUCAUCGCAUCAAUGGAAUUGCUGUCGACAUUACCGAAGAAAAAUGCCGAUGAUUUACGUUUGCUUAUGACACCGACCAUACGCGAAUCAUUUCGUUUGGUUCAAUUACAAGAUAACGAGCUUAAACUGGUGUAAAUGGCAAAGUGAGAGUGCAGCGAAUCCGUGAAUCGUAUGCAUGCCCGCAAAUGCCAUUUGCCAAACUCAGUUCAAUUUAUUCAAUGCACCGCAUGGUUCAUAUUUUUUUUCUGCUUUACAUAUAUAUUGAGAGAAGGCAACAAAGAAUGCAUGAAUAAAAAUAAAACAAUGGUUCAAUCGAAAUGAAUUAAGAUGAGAGAAAAGAGUGAAUUAUUUUUUUUAUGAACAUUUAUAUACACUAAUAAAAAGAAAAACAAGAAUUAUAAUGCAAGUACAAUGGUAAAAUACCAGGGAGGAAUUGGAAAACUACCUUAGCUAUUGGCGAAAAAGAAAAGAGAAGGAAAUUGGUAAAAGAUAUCUAUCAAAUUGAAAAAGUCGUUACUUGUUUCCACUUCAUAUCUGUUAUCGAUCUAUCUAUCUAUAUAUAACCCUUUAACCCUCUCCCAGUCCAUAUAUAUACACACACAUAUACAUAUAUACAAUCACUAAUCACUCUAUUGAAAAUCGCUUCGAAACUCCCUAUCUAUAUAUAUGUUUCCCUUCGAAUCACAUAAACAAACAAACAAAUAUAUAUAUACACAUACGAUGUACCGAAAUAAAUGAGCAAGCUAAGCAAGAACUAUUAGGUGUGUAAUCAAUAAAUAUAUUAGGCGGUAGCAAAAAAAAAAUGCAAAGAAAAAGAAGAAGAAGACAACACUUGUUUUUUAGGUUGCCUAUAUUUAUCAAAAGCAAACAGAACAGAACCGUUCCCUCAGCUCAAUGUACAAUAAGAGACAAAAAAAAAUUAUGUAUACAAAUAUGGAAAUUUAUUUUGUAUUUAUUCUUUAUGAAGAUAAAUAGACGAAAAACCGUGAAAAAAAAGUAGUUGAGUACCGAACGAAUGAACGCCGACAUCGUCGUCGACGAAAACGACGAACGAACGAAUUGUGUAUUUAUGUUCCGUGCGAAAAACAAAAUGAUCUAUGAUUAAAUGAAAGAAGAAGAAGCGAAAGCAGAAAAAUAUAAAAAAAAAUCGUUGUAAAGGCUAAUGCUAUUUAAUUCCUAGAAUAUGUAUCUAAUAAAUUUUGUGUGUGCAACAUCAA